Molecule: messenger RNA, 6193 nt
Organism: Spodoptera frugiperda (fall armyworm)
Lineage: Eukaryota; Metazoa; Arthropoda; Insecta; Lepidoptera; Noctuidae
Gene: GABA-B-R1
Product: gamma-aminobutyric acid type B receptor subunit 1
Exons: 16
Coding region: 432-3368 (978 amino acids)
Biological process (GO): G protein-coupled receptor signaling pathway; gamma-aminobutyric acid signaling pathway
Cellular component (GO): G protein-coupled receptor heterodimeric complex; membrane
Molecular function (GO): G protein-coupled GABA receptor activity
Source: RefSeq, a predicted model, not a curated record
AGUGAGCGUGGGAGGUCGGUACGGUGCCCGCGUCGAAAUUUAACGGCAUAAUGAAACUUUUAGUCCAUUUUCCUAUCAAAUCCUGAGUAAAACAUUACAAAAAAACUAAAAAACAGUGUUUACAUUGUUAUGUUUGAGCAUCGUGGGCAAAAAUCCCAAGAAUGGUUGUUUAAUGUGUUAAAAUACUAGUGGCGGGAAACCGUUUUGAUAUCUCGCUUGACGUGUUGUGUCCUAUGUGUACGUAGAGCGAGAGGAGCCGUCUGCCCUAGAGGGCGGCCGACAUGCUGGAUUCGUCGUGAAUCGAUAUUUUUGGAACGUUGUAGAGCAGAAACCAUGAGGUUCGAGGCUCAAUAAAGGUAAACACGACAUGAUGUGACACCACGAACACGAAGAUCUUCCAAGAAUUUUAAUAUCACGAGAGAGCAUGGAAAAUGCGGAGAGAGGUGAACAAUGACAGCAUGUCCCCGCCGCGAGCGAUGACCCUGCAGGGCGCCAAGGGUCGCGCAGUGGCCGCGGCGGCGGGGCGCGCCGGCCCGGGCCCCCGUGCACACUCGAUGCCAUGUUUUAUAGAAAAUUUAACGCUUAUUAGGCUAUGUCUACAAUAUCUACGGGUGAUAUCACGUUUAUAUCAAAACGUCGCCGCCUCCCUGCCGCGGGUGCGAGUAAACUUUAAUUUUUCAAAGCGUCCGCUAGUCAAAUUAAAAACUGAUGUGGAUAAUAUGUUUAGUUUUCGAACUAGAACAGUGUAUUGUGAUAUUAAAGCAUUGUUAGUGAAGACAAUAGUGCAAUUAUUCGUUGUUGCCAAGUGUGUUGUGUUGCGGUGGAGAUGUCGAGGCGGCGGCGCGCGGCGGGCGCGCACGCUGCUGGUGCUGUGGCUGAGCGGGUGCGGCGGCGGCGGGUACAGCGAGGGCCGCCGCGACGGGGACCUCCAUAUUGGGGGCAUUUUCCCCAUGGAGGGCGAAGGCGGCUGGCAGGGCGGGCAGGCCUGCAAGCCAGCCGCCGAGCUCGCGCUCGCGGACGUCAACGAGCGCCUUGAUUUAUUGUCCGGCUUCAAAUUAUACAUUCACAGCAACGAUAGCAAGUGCGAGCCGGGGCUGGGGGCGAGUGUGAUGUACAACCUGCUUUACAACCCGCCUCAGAAGUUACUGUUGCUAGCUGGUUGCUCCACCGUCUGUACCACCGUCGCUGAAGCCGCCAAGAUGUGGAAUCUUAUGGUUCUCUGCUACGGUGCGUCAUCACCAGCGCUGUCAGAUCGUGCUCGCUUUCCGACGCUGUUCCGCACCCACCCAUCAGCUACAGUCCACAACCCUACACGGAUCAAACUCAUGCAGAAAUUCGGAUGGUCACGCAUCGCCAUCUUACAACAGGCAGAGGAAGUCUUCAUAUCAACUGUAGAAGACUUAGAAGCGCAUUGCAAGAAGGCCGGCAUUGAGAUCGUGACUCGGCAGUCGUUUCUAUCAGACCCAGCGGACGCCGUACGGAACCUGAGGCGUCAGGACGCUCGCGUCAUUGUCGGCUUGUUCUACGUGGUCGCGGCGCGUCGAGUACUCUGUGAGGUCUACAAACAUCGCCUGUAUGGGAAGUCUUAUGUCUGGUUUUUUAUUGGCUGGUACGAAGACAACUGGUUCGAAACCAACUUGGAGAAGGAAGGUAUAGACUGCUCACCAGAACAGAUGCGAGAAGCCGCUGAAGGUCACCUGACCACAGAAGCUCUCAUGUGGAACCAAAACUCCAACCAGACCACCAUCUCUGGAAUGACCUCCGAGGAUUUUCGGACGAGGCUGAACGGGGCUUUGCGUGAAGCUGGCUACGACAUCGACGGCGAGAGAUAUCCGGAGGGAUAUCAAGAGGCACCCCUGGCCUACGACGCUGUUUGGGCUGUCGCUUUAGCUUUCAACAAGACGAUGGAGAAGCUAGAAAAAAGCGGUCUCAGUUUGAAAAACUUCACGUAUACCAACAAGAAAAUUGCCGAUGACAUUUACGAGGCAAUAAACUCCACGUCAUUCCUCGGUGUAUCGGGUUUGGUGGCGUUCUCGUCUCAAGGCGACCGCAUAGCGUUGACUCAGAUAGAACAACUGACUGACAACCAUUAUGUGAAGCUUGGCUACUAUGACACGCAGGCCGAUAACCUCACGUGGUUGGAACGAGAGCGGUGGGUCGGUGGGAAGGUGCCCCCCGACCGUACCGUCGUAGUUAACGAGCUGCGGACCGUCUCCCUGCCGCUUUUUGCGUGCAUGACCGCACUCUGCAUCGCUGGGAUCCUCGCCGCCAUCGCGCUAAUUGUCUUCAACAUCCUGCACAGACAUCGGAGGGUGAUCCAGUGGUCGCACCCGGCGUGUAACACGGUCAUGUUGUGUGGCUGCUGUAUCUGCCUGAGCGCGGCCAUUGCGCUGGGCGUGGACGGCCGUUGGGUGAUGCCGCAACAUUUCUCCGGGCUAUGCGCGGCCCGGGCGUGGCUCCUAGCCACAGGCUUCUCAAUGGCAUACGGCGCCAUGUUCACGAAAGUAUGGAGAGUCCACCGGCAUACGACUAAACCCAAAGUGGAAACAAAGAAAAAGCGCAUACACGGCUGGAAGUUAUACACAAUGGUUGGAGGGCUAUUGGUGGUAGACGUGGCACUCCUGACUGCGUGGCAGCUCAGGGACCCUCUGGAGAGGCGCGUGGAGACCUUCCCUUUGGAGGCACCAAGACAUCACGAUGAUGAUGUCCAUAUAAGACCUGAACUUGAACACUGCGAGAGUAAACACAAUACCGUUUGGCUUGGUGUAAUGUACGGCUACAAAGGACUAGUGCUGGUCUUCGGCCUAUUCCUGGCGUACGAGACCCGUUCGGUGAAAGUGCGGCAAAUCAACGACUCCAGAUACGUCGGCAUGAGCAUAUACAACGUGGUGGUGCUGUGCCUCAUCACAGCGCCGGUGACCCUAGUCAUCGCCAGCCAACAGGACGCUGCCUUCGCCUUCGUGUCUCUAGCUAUAGUGUUCUGCUGUUUUCUCAGCAUGGCACUGAUUUUUAUUCCUAAGGUGAUCGAGGUGAUCCGUCAUCCAACGGAGCGUGCGGAGAGCGGCCGGGGCUCCGGGUCGGGCUCCGCCCCAGCCGACGAGGAGCGCUACCGGGAACUAGUCAAAGAAAAUGAAGAGUUGCAGAAACUCAUCGCACAGAAGGAGGAGCGGAUUCGGGUGCUGAAACAGAAGCUGGCGGAGCGGGAAGCGGCGGCGGCGGGCGUGACGCAAGGUACGGGCGGCGGCGGCGGCGGCGGCGUGCUGGCCGACCUCGCCACCGCCACCUCCGACUAUGGCACCUCCACCAACUACACGCGAUCCUCGCGCGCCUCCGUCUCUGACCUAGACUUCUCUGAGAGCUACCUCUAACCCCACACACCCCUUCACAGCUCUCCGUAACAUUUGUUUCAGCCCUCUUACUUAUACAGAACAAAACAUGUCAAAACUUGUACCUGUACCUAUUUUCUAAUGUUUCUUAUUUUUGAUAAAACUAAAAAUUAUAUUAAGAUUUACCUUGAAUUCAGAAAAAUCCUACCUCCUAAUCCCACUUUAGUGUAUAGCAAGUAAAAGGGCCUAUAAAUACAAAGGUGGCCUAUUAAACUGUUACGUCGGGAAAUAACAAUUCGAAUCGAUUAAUUCGAUUUCAUAGGAAACGGCUCAUUUUAGUAAAUUGUUCUCCCACAAUCAAUUGGCGAUGAGAUUAGUCGAUUACCGAUGGAAUCUCACUCGACCCUCAUUACGGGGCUGAUCGUUAGACGAGGCUCGACAGUUCUAGCGACUGGAGCGAGUCACCUCCUGGUUAAUUGAUACGUUUUCCUCAACCCGAAGUGUCAAUUCACACUCGCACACCCGAAUAUCCACCCUACAUUACCACUCUAAUUGAUACGUAUGUUAAAAAAAAUCCCAUCCUAUCAAACAUAAUAAGUGUUAGGUCACCUAAUCUCCAAUGUUUGUGUACCUAAGUCUACUUUCAUUACUGAUAAGCACGCACGUGUAACUCCAAUCAAGUAAUGACUUAUCUAACUUUGAUCCAUUAGGUACGUAGACUGUAAGAACAUAAUUCAAUACAGACGCACGUCAUCUCUAAUCGAAUAUCGAUACACUUUUCGUGUAAGAUAAUAUAUCUCUUACGUAAACAAGAAGGUGUUUACUUGAUAGAAACAUACAUAUAAAUGUCUGAUCAUCUUAAUCAUUGAAUCAUUUUAAUAAAAGGUACAGAUUAUAACUGUGUAAAUAUGAAAUGCGAGUGAAUUUUCUAUCUCAACGGUCAAAGUAUCCCCCUCCCAGGUGUUGUAAACUUCAGGCAAGUUUAGUGAGCGUUAUAAAUUUCCCCCCACCCCUCCCUUUUGAAAUGUGACGUAAGAGAGUCAGUGAUUGAGCAUUCAGUAGCCUUUAGUACGAGUUUGCUUUACAUUGAACGAAAACGAAACGAGAGCGCGUUCGGCUCUCUGAUUGGACGGCGCGAAUGAACCAACCAAUCAGAGCGCCGAAUGCGCUCUCGUUUCGAUCUCGUUCAACGUAAAACAAACUAGUACUAAGGCCUUUUUGAUGUGCGAUUUACAAAUUCAUUGUUAUCACAAUUAAAUGUUUAUCUAAUUAAGCAUAAAAUCCCCGAUAUCGUCCCGUCACCGAUAUUACAAAUAUGUUCGCAUUCAUAAGUCUCAGUUCAAAACUGCUUCGUAAUUUAGUUCUAUAUUCGUGCGAACAUAUUUGAAAUUAAUACUAAACAUAUUUAGGUCGCUGUCUGUUUAAAAAAAAUAACUUAAAUCUUGACAAUGAAGUGUUUCGUUAACGUAGAAGAAUUAAUUAAUGUAUAGACUUAAAAAAAUGGAAAUUUUAAAAGUGUAUUUUGAAUAUAAUUUCCCGUUGGUAGUCAGACCGCGGCCUAACCCCCUCUCUACCUCACACGUACUGUACGAUUGCACGUGUCUUUACAUCUAAACAACCUAUCUUCUAUUCCUACUAGACUGAUUUAGUGGUACUCUUAGCAUUAUGAGAUCUACUCAUAAAUUGUUUCUACAUACUCAAUUGUAAGUUAUGAAAUGUAGCUAUGUUACUCUCUAAUCCAUUAGGCUAUAGUUACUAGUGUUAAUUUGUGUCUCUACAGACGAGAACCCCUAGCAUUAAGUAACGCUACAACGAUUGUUCUUUACGCAUUUUUAAAUAUUAACAAAAAAAAACAUGAAUUUUACACGAAUUUCUUCAAAUUGACACGUUUCUAUUUUAUUGGCACAAAUAUCUAGAUAGCUUUAGCCUCAUAUGAACGUUGACAGAUUACAUUUAUUUAUGUAAAUUUUAUUGUUGUUUUAAUAGAGAAUAAGAUUUAAUAUUAAUGUCCAUUUUAUAUUUUGUUCUCGUGUUGAAACUUUAUUGCGGAAGCGUAGAUGGAAUUCAUGCAGUCAAAUCUCGUUAUGAUGCACUUGUUAAGUUAAAUUAAUGUUUUGGUAUGACACUGUCCGGUGGUAUGGUUGAGAAGAACUCGUUAGGUGACACGAUAGUCUGUAAUGGGGAGAAAAAGACCAUUUAAGGAGGAGUAAGUGAGGCGUCGUAUCGUAGGUAUGUUGCCACGUGUGCCCCAGCUCCCUGUAGUUACGUAAGUAGUUUGAAGAUGUUGUCCGAGCCCGUAGUUCCCCCUGUUGUCACCCCGAGCUGCAUGUCACCCACACUCACACUGCACUCCGGACCUCCGGCCCUCUAUACUUGGUGCUUGUUUGUGCUUUAUAAACGUCCAGUUCCUAGUAGAUAUUGAGCACUGACCGAAUUUAACAAAGAUGUACUCUCACGAAUAUUUUAUAUCCUUCUAUCGCCGCGGCGAACACCCUUAUCAAACACUUAAUGAUUUACACACAGCACUACAUUGAUUUACACUACCGUACCUCAGUUAAUGUGUAACAUUAGGCAUCCAAUAUGUAUAUAGUAGGUAACUGAUGCUAGGUGUUGGUAACGGCUGACUAACGAGAUUUCCUUGCAUGAAUGUUUGAUAUGAUUGUUUUAUUUUAUGUAAAUUACGCUUACAUUUGUGUUCAAUCUAAAUAAUUGCGUUAAACAUCAUUCGAACACGUAUUCAAAUAGAAUCAUUGUGUCAAAACAAGGAAAAAUUAGUUUCUCCGACGUCACUCUGUUUUCUUUUUGUUUUGGUAAGAUAAUAGAAAAUCUUAUGGACAAAUCUAUUUCGCAGUGAUCGAUCUUUUCUU